Molecule: messenger RNA, 2462 nt
Organism: Blastomyces dermatitidis ER-3
Lineage: Eukaryota; Fungi; Ascomycota; Eurotiomycetes; Onygenales; Ajellomycetaceae
Exons: 2
Coding region: 546-2210 (554 amino acids)
Source: RefSeq, a predicted model, not a curated record
GUUGUUCCAAGGUUGUUGUUGAGAUAAUGUAUUUGGUGUUGAUCCUUGGGACGAUAUUUUGGCUAUCCCCCUUUCAACUUAGUGCACAACCUUGUUUCGACCACCAUCUCCAGCCGCACAGAAAUUCCCCUAGACCUUCCUAUAUCUAUAUAUCUUCCUAUAUCUUAUUAGCAGCGGUGGCAACUGCAGGGCUAGCUUGUCCAGAAGACGGAAAUCAAUGCAGGAGGCUCCAGAGCAGUUUAUAGCAAAUAAUACAAAACUAGCUGCUAUAAACUCCUAUAAACCGCAUUUACAAUUACUCCGAUUAUCCUGAGGAGAUGCUGGCGCCUGAACAAGCAAAGGAAACGAAGUGCAUAGCAGCUUAGAGCAAAUGCAAACACGGUCUUGAAUAUUUCGACCCGGUUCAAAUGUCAGAUAAGAUACGUGGAUGUCGGAUGACAAACCACACCCCUGAGAAAUGGGCCAUGCGCGGGAACUUGAUAAUUACAAGCUAAAAACUUGGGCGAUUCACGAGGGCCGUUUCGCAUUCUGAUAGAAGCUCUUAUAUGAUGGCUCCAACUAAUACUCCAACAAGGCAAAGUAAUGCCUUGGGUCGAGCUCCUCAAUCUGCCGGAAUUAGAUCCGUUUCGCGAACUCCACGCUUUAUCUUUGGAUCAACUGCUCCCUCAAGCUCUGCGUCUCAAUUUGCAGCAAUUCCUCGCUUUCGCUUUGCUGAAAAGUUCGGGCAGGUAUCUGUUUCUGAUAUCGAAGCUGAUCUGAGUGAUAUUGCCCCUUCAUCUUCAGCCCUUACGGACUCUGAUGGGCGAAUUGGAAGCUUGCCCCUUCUAUAUUCAAGGGAGGAUGAGAUCCAAGAUUCCAAUAGCGAUGAAGAGGAGAUCUUAUUCCAUGAUGACCCUACUUCUUCCCCUUUAGAAGGGCAUUCAGGAGCUCGGGAUGACGCGGGGGGAUUUGAUAGUGAUGCUGAAAUCGAUUCCAUUUUUCCUCCAACCCCUGAAAGACGCAACGCAAAACGCAGAAGAGUGUCAUCUCCUGCUCUUAAUAAUCCCAAUGCAGAUCCAAUCUCGUCGUGUCCAUCCCAUCCAUCUUCAUCCCCAUCAUCACUACAUCCGCCAUCACCCGUCUCCUCUUUGGCAUCUCUCACUACUCCAUCCCGAGCCUUGGCCCCGGAACCAUUUACCCUGCUGCUCCCAUCAAUCACAACCUUCAACCGCCCGCCUUCAUCAUCCACUAAGCACCCCCGUUUUCUUUUUCGCCACCAGCAAAGUUCACCUUCCAUGUCUACACAUUUCGCUCCUUCCCAAUUGAAGCCAACUACUGCACCGAUCUCAUCUCAACGGCGACCACCGCACUUCAUCCUCCCACCUACCUCUUCCAGACCACCGGAGCACCUCCAUCUUGCUCUAACCACAGAUGAAAGAUCCCUUAUCCCCGGACGCUCCAGACGGUCCAACUCUACCACGCCAAUCUGUGUACCGGGUGGCAUGACCGCCUCCGUCCGUGGUUGGCUACUAGAAGCAGAAGCAGCAAAACACGCCUCCCAAUUCCAGAACACACAGGCCAGCGCUUUCCAAGCGCCCAGGGUGACGCAAGAAAUGCCACCCCCGCCGCGAGUAGCUAACUAUUACCUCGUAGCCGAAGUCGUUGAUGUCCAACAUCAGGCAUCUACCAGCAAAAGCGACCAUAAUACGUAUACACCUGGCCAUCCUACUCCGGUGACAUUGAUCACAACGACCCCCAUAAAUAAUUCUUCUACCGCUAUUGCCAGUAGUAUCAUCAACACGGACACCAAUAGCACAACCCCAUCUACAGUACAACAGCAAACAUCUAUACGGCCCCCUUUCAUACAUCCCCCGUCCCGCAAAAUCCUACUAUUCGGGGCACCCAUCUCCAACCCACCGCGCAGCCACAGUCGCGGCUCUUUUGAUACACCGGGCCAACAUCCCGGCCGCCAUCCACGCCUUAGUGCAUCGUUCUUUGCCGCAUCUCCUAUCGUAGCAAAAGGAGACAAAAUAGGGCUCCGUCGCGGCCUUGUGUGGGAGAUGGAAAUUGAGGAAUUUCCAGGGAGGGUAGGUAAUGGGCAAAUGAGACAGGAUAGGGAAGGUGCAGUUGAUGCAGAGGAUGUCGCUGGAAGUGCAAGCGCACCCGGAACCCGAAGGAGGGAUGUUAAGGUAGAGAAGUGGCUUGUUGGUGUUGAGUGGGAUGUAUUAUGACUCGAGCUGUUUUACUACGUACAUAUAGCUUGGAGAAAUGAACCUUUACCCAAGCCACCUAGAAAUAUAUUCAGACAGACGAAACGGCCAAACGCAUAUAUUAUGAGACCCCGCUAUAUUAAAACUCCUUACACUCCGUUCAUUCAUUCAUUUCAAAAGCAAAAUACUAUCCCUAACAAACAGUACCCCAAAUUAAAAACAACCCCUCCAAAGGAGAAAAGAAAGCAUCAACCAAAAUGGCUCCCAAGAGGG